AUGCAGACAUAUCUGCAAUCCGAAAGCGAAAAACCAGAGGAUAUCAUAAAAAACGUGAAGAUGGAAGAACGCUUAGAAUGGUUGAAGAAAGUAGAAGAUUUGGGAAAUUGGGAAGUAGCAUUAUUGAAAGAGCUGUGUUCUCGUAUCAAGCCAGCUUUCUAUGGUGACCGAACUCUCAUAGUCCGGGAGGGGGAACCGAUUAGUGAAAUUCUCUUUGUGCUGCAAGGUAAACUAUGGGCAUACACCUCCAGUGGCCCUGAUCAUAGCAGUAGCCAAGAUAUUCAUUUGGGAGAUGGUGAUAUCAUUGGGGCAUACACCUCCAGUGGCCCUGAUCAUAGCAGUAGCCAAGAUAUUCAUUUGGGAGAUGGUGAUAUCAUUGGGAAAGAACUUGUCAGUUGGAUUCAGGCUCAGCCUCAUUCAUCCCGCCUCCCAAUCUCAAGCAGAACUGUUCAAACGCUAAAGCGUGUGGAAGCCUUCGCUAUUACGGCCUAUGACUUGAAAGACGUGUUCAUUAAUAAGCCAGAACCACCACCAAGGAAAACCCUGAGAUCAAUCCUGAUGAACAUUAGAUUUAUCAGAUGUAUCCAUUCACAACUUAUCAGAAACAGAGAAAUUCUUUGAACGCUUCCAAGCUUGGACUAUAUAUGAGCUCAAAACAGAGACAAUAAUUCAUAGCCCGAUCCAAACAAAUCAUGGUACAGCUUUGGAAUUGGAAGGCGU
Molecule: messenger RNA, 720 nt
Organism: Pistacia vera
Lineage: Eukaryota; Viridiplantae; Streptophyta; Magnoliopsida; Sapindales; Anacardiaceae
Product: cyclic nucleotide-gated ion channel 1-like
Exons: 4
Coding region: 1-621 (206 amino acids)
Source: RefSeq, a predicted model, not a curated record